Ceutorhynchus assimilis (cabbage seed weevil) is the source of this 7764-nucleotide messenger RNA. NCBI's taxonomy places the organism in Eukaryota, Metazoa, Arthropoda, Insecta, Coleoptera, Curculionidae. The record is from the annotation of a GenBank genome assembly.
AAUUGUGUUUCGAAAGCUGUACGAUUAAGUUCGAUUGAAGAUAUGGCGAGUGCAGAGGAUGAAGUUUUUUCCAAAACUUUAGUUUUCUUUGUGAAUGGAAAAAAAAUAGAAGAUGAUCAAGUUAAUCCGGAAUGGACGUUGUUGUUCUAUUUAAGAAAUAAAUUGAAAUUAUGUGGCACCAAGUUAGGGUGUGGCGAAGGAGGGUGUGGAGCUUGUACUGUCAUGGUAUCCAAAUACGAUAGAAGAAAUAAUAGAGAAAUACAUUUGCCUGUAAAUGCAUGCUUAGCUCCAUUGUGUUCUAUGCACGGUCUGGCUAUCACAACAACAGAAGGUAUUGGAUCCACUAGAAACCAGCUUCAUCCGGUGCAGGAAAGGAUAGCUAAGGCGCAUGGAUCCCAAUGCGGUUUUUGUACGCCAGGCAUUGUUAUGUCAAUGUAUACCUUGCUCAGACAGAAUUCGAAGCCGAAGAUGAAAGACAUCGAAGAAGCAUUUCAAGGAAAUCUGUGCAGAUGUACUGGUUAUCGAUCGAUCAUAGAAGGCUAUAAAACGUUUACUGAAGAAUGGGAAACGUGGCAAAAUGGCUCUAGUACGAUAAGUAAUGGCAAUAAUGGCGGUUGUGUAAUGGGAGGAAAAUGUUGUAAGCUUGAUACAAACUCUUUUGCUUCUCAAAUUAAGAACGAUGAAAAAAUAUGUAAUAAGUUGAACCAGAAAGAUAGUCAUAUGGAUGUUAAAGCGAUGCCAUUUAACGUCAAAGAAUUUACUCCUUACCAUUCAACUCAAGAACCUAUUUUUCCUCCUGAACUUAAGCUAAGUGAUAAGUAUGAUAAACAAUUUUUGAAAAUAGAAGGUCUAGCAAUAACGUGGUAUAGACCACCAACCUUACAUAGCCUGCUAAAAUUGAAAAGUGAUCAUCCAGAUGCAAAAAUUGUAGUUGGAAACAGUGAAGUCGGAGUCGAAAUGAAAUUCAAAGAUAUGUUUUACCCAGUUUUGAUUCACCCAAGUCACAUAGAAGAGCUGAAUCAACUAACAGUAAUCGAAACUGGUGUGAAAAUUGGGGCUUCAGCAUCAAUUUAUGAUAUUGACUGUUUUUUAAAAGAGCAAAUACAAAAGCAUCCCGAAUAUAAGACGAAAAUUUAUCAGGAAUUGGUACAGAUGUUUCAGUGGUUCGCAGGAAAACAAAUUCGAUCAGUUGGAUCCCUAGGAGGCAAUAUCAUGACGGGAUCUCCAAUAAGUGAUAUCAUACCUAUACUUCUAGCUGCGCAGGUUAAAUUAGAGGUCCUAAAAGGAAGAAAAACUGAGAUGAUUAGUCUUGAUGACAAUUUUUUUAUAGGUUAUAGGAAAAGCUGUUUGGAUCCCACAGACAUACUUUUGGCAAUUCAUAUACCAUUUUCCAGCUCGAAGCAAUAUAUCAAAGCUUAUAAGCAAGCGAAAAGAAAAGAAGACGAUAUAGCUAUUGUCAAUCUGGCAGUUAAUGUUAAUUUUGAGGAUGAUUCAUGCCUAAUCAUAUCAGAUAUUCACUUAGGUAUAGGGGGUAUGUCUUUUAAAACGAUUUCAGCCCCAAAUACGGAAUCCAGAAUGAAAACCCGGAAAUGGAAUAGGGAAACCUUGGACUUAGCUUCGAACUGUCUUAUGGAUGAAUUUUCACUGCAAGCUGAUGCGCCUGGAGGAAUGGUAAAAUAUAGAGAAAGUCUGGUGUUGAGUUUAUUUUUUAGAGCAUUUCUAGCAAUUAGUUCAAAACUGCCAGAUUUUAAAUUGAGUGACGAAGAGAACAGCGCCAUCUUGGAGAUUACUAACCCAGAAUAUAAGAGUUCUCAAUAUUUCCAGGUAUAUCCCAAUGCAGAAAAAUCUAAUGAUACCCUACAAAGACCUUUAGUGCAUCUUUCUGCAUUUAAACAAGCCACUGGUGAAGCUAUAUAUGUCGAUGAUAUGCCUAAGUUUGAUGAUGAGCUUUACCUUGCAUUCGUAUGUAGUACCAGACCACAUGCAAAAAUCUUUUCAAUUGAUUUCACCGAUGCUAUGAAAAUAGAAGGUGUCGUGGGUACAUUGACUGCUGACGAUAUACCUGAAAAAGUUAAUCAUAUAGGGACUCAUAUUAAGGACGAAAAGGUAUUUUAUUCUCAUAAAGUUACUAGCGAAGGGCAGGUCCUGGCUGCUUUGGUAGCAGUAGACCAAAUCACAGCCCAAAGAGCUGUUAAAAAAGUCAAGGUAAUAUAUGAAAAUUUAACACCAGUUCUAUUGACAAUCGACGACGCAAUAAGGCAUGAUUCCUUUUUCGACGACAAAUUUAAUUUAUCUAUAGAAAAAGGUGACGUCGAUAGAGUUUUUAAAGAUGCAAAAAAUACUAUAGAGGGAGAAUCAAGGAUAGGGGGUCAAAAACAUUUCUAUUUGGAAACGCAUGCUUUUAUUGCAGUUCCUUUGGGAGAGGAUUCUGAGAUGGACAUUUAUGCUACGUCACAGCAUCCAACAGAAAUUCAAAAAACAAUAGCUCAAAUAUUAGGAGUUUCUCAACAUAAAAUAAACGUUAAAGUUAAACGACUGGGAGGUGGUUUUGGAGGAAAAGAAUGGAAAGCUACAAUGACAUCAAUACCCAUAGCGAUUGCAGCUAAGAAAUUUAAUAGGCCAGUGAGGUGCAUGCUAGAUCGAAAUGAAGACAUGUUUAUGCACGGUGGACGAAAUCCAUUUUAUGUUAAAUAUAUGGCAGCGUUCGAUGAUGAUGGAAAGAUUUUGGCUGCGGACUACGAGGUCUAUCUAAAUGCAGGAUAUUCAGUGGAUUUUUCAUUUUUUGUAUUAGAACGUGCUAUGACCCAUCUGGAAAAUGCAUUCAAUAUUCAAACCAUACGAGGCAGAGGAUUUCUGUGUAGAACAAAUAUACAAUCGAAUACAGCAAUGAGAGGGUUUGGCGCUCCGCAAAUUGGCUUUGCCAUUACUAGCAUGGUGGAUGACAUAGCUAACUAUCUGCGAAAAGAUAUUAGUGAAAUCAGCAGGAUUAAUUUAUAUAAGGAAGGAGAUUCAACAUACUACGGUCAAAAGUUAGAAAAUUGCACUAUUGAAAAGUGCUGGGAGGAAUGCAUAAAAUUGUCAAAUUAUUCUGAAAGGAGAAAGAAAAUAACGAAAUUUAACAAGAAAAAUUGUUACAAGAAACGCGGUCUGGCUAUUGUACCAAACAAACAUGGAAUCGGAAUUCCGGAAGUAUUUAUGAAUCAGGGAGCGGCUCUGAUCAACGUUUACGCCGACGGAUCAGUGCUUUUGCAUCACGGUGGCGUUGAAAUGGGUCAGGGACUGCAUACGAAAAUGAUUCAAAUAGUGACAAGAGUCUUGGAUAUACCUGUAGAUCGGAUAUUUACCAGUCACACUAAUACUGCGAUAGUACCAAACACCUUUGAAACAGCCGCCAGUUUGGGAUCGGAUUGGAAUGGUGGUGCAGUUCUUAAUGCUUGCCAAAAGAUCAAAGCCAGACUAAAACCAUUUCAAGAUGCCAAUCCAAAUGGUACCUGGGAAGAGUGGGUUAAUGAUGCACAUAGGGGAAGAGUUAGUUUAUCAGCAACAGGAUUUUAUAAAACGCCUGACAUAAAUUACGAUUGGGUAAAAAAAAAGGGCAACAUGUACAAUUAUUUUACUUAUGGCGUUGGAUGUACUGAGGUUGAAAUUGAUACACUAACUGGAGACCACAAGAUUAUCCGAACAGAUAUUGUGAUGGAUAUUGGUGAAAGUUUAAAUCCAGCGAUUGACAUAGGUCAAAUAGAAGGUGCUUUCAUGCAAGGUUAUGGCUUGUACACAUUGGAAGAACAAUUGUUUACGCCAAAGGGUUCUAUAAUAACUAGAGGUCCUGGAAAUUACAAAAUACCUGGAUUUGGGAAUAUACCUGGAGAAUUUAAUGUAUCGCUGCUCAAAGGUUCAUCCAAUCCAAGAGCCGUGUAUUCUUCAAAGGCUGUUGGAGAACCACCUUUAUUUUUAUCCUGUGCUGCAGUUUUUGCUAUCAAAGAUGCCAUACGAUUCGCAAGGAAAACUAAUGGUGCUUCUGAAGCAUUUCAACUAGACUGUCCGGCAACAUCCGAACGUAUUCGAUUAGCAUGCCAUGACAAACUUUUAGAAAAAGUUUUUGAUAAAACCGAUGACAAAGUACCAUGGAGCCUUACCAUUUGAAGUUUUGUAACCAAAUAAAAAAAAAUAUAUAUUUGUAUAAUGUAGGUAGUUGAUUGGAUAAUAAUAAAAAUAAAUGGAUAGUAUCUAGUAUUUAUUUUAAUUGAACAUUUUUCAUUUUUAUAAAAUCUAGUGAGGAAAACCACCUAUUUAAAAUAUUAUUUCUUAAAAUCUUAACUAUUUAGAAAAAUGUUUAUUGAAUAAAAGUAAAUGUUGCAACCAUGUAUGCGCCCUCAAGUUUAGGAUUGAACGAGCGCGCCACAGAAAACGAAGGUACCGAAACCGAAGAGGAUACAAGAGAAUACGCAACUAGACUACAGAACGAGCUGGACUGGUCCCUUAGAAAACGCGUCGCGUGUCUGUAAUUAUUCAUUAUUCAAUUUUCAUUUUUAUUUUGCAUUAAAAUUGUUUCUUCAAUCCAAUUUGUUAUUAGUGUGUGUGUGUGUAAGAAGCGUUCACAGGUUAGUUGAUUAAUUAUUAUUCUGUUUGUGAGAGUUCAAUUUAUACAAAUAUCAUUUUUUCCAUUUUUAUGAUUUUUUGUUUGUUUAUAACAUUUUUUAUAACAUGUGCAUUGUUCAUGUAUUUAUUAAAAAUCGUUUCAUACUGUAAACAACACAGAUAAAGAAGUAAAUUAGAACCUAAGAAAUUAUGUGCUGUGGAUUCAGAGCGUGUAAUAGGGCCUUGUUGAAUUUACUAACAUUUUCCUACCCUGACGAGAGAAUAUCCUAACAAAUUGAAAUAAUCAAUCUAGAGAUAUUGGCUCAAAAACAACUAUAGCUGAGAAGCUUCCCGUAUGGGACCUCAGUAUCUGCUGGGAAACUGGCUAACUAACCAAAAACUCUUCAGUAUUGAAUAUAGGUAGUGUUGAUUGAAUGUAGUCUGUGUAAUUGAAAUUUAAGCACAAGAGCAGAGGCGGUACCUAAUUUAAACUUUUAUUGACUUAAAUUAUUGAAUAAAUGACUCACAAUUAUGAUUAAAAUUACAUAGUAUGUUUCGAUUUUUGAGGAAUGUUAGAUCGAGGGUUUCUCUGCCGUGCUCUUUCCCCUCGUUAGUUCCAGAAUGAGAAAGGUACGAUUUACUUUAAUAAUAAAGUAGACGUUUCACAAAUUUUUCGUUUCUUUUACAUAUCACAACUUCUCUUAAAUUUCCCAAAUAUGUGCUAUGUCGGGCGCAUGUCCAGUAAGUAAAAUUGAGUAAGUUUCCUCAACGUAGGUCCUAUUUGUUUUUCAUUUAAUUUUUCAGAAGAUUUGUUGUUUAAAAGGUAAUAAAAAUUCACACCUUUCAAUCUUACUGAACGAACCCGGGUAUGUUAUACUACACUAGUGUCAACCUAUUUUCAUUUUCUAUUUGAAUAAAAUAAAGCAAGAUUUGCAAGCUUAUAUUAGACAUAAUCUUCUUUCAUAAUAAUGCUUCAGUAAUUCUCUAUUAAUGCCUAAAAAAGCCAUCUUAAGUUGACGUCUGGGAUUUUACCAAGUUCACAGGAAAGUUUCAGGUAAACAAAUCGUCACAUAAUUAGUAAACUCACAAAUAUCAACUUACUAAAGAUAUCAUGGAACAACUAACCUUUUCACAAUCGUUCCAAAAACUGAAACAGCGCCUAUAGGUAUUCAGUAACCUACUAAGAUCUAAUAAUUUAGAUGCCUACCUAUAACAAUAUGUUAUCUAUCACUUUUGAAUCAAAGCCAUUCAGAAAAUUUAUUAAUUCAUUCAUUGCACUACCAACAAAAACAAAAUUUCCUCUUUAUUCGACAUUUAUUUUAGAUUCAAUUUACAGACGCAGACAUUGUGUGCAACUUUCUUUUGCUAUGGAAUAUGUAUAAGUAUAUUUUUUAAUAUUAAAUAUAAUAUGGGUAUAUCGGUUCCACUCUCCUCCUUUUAGCAGUAUAUUUUCUAUACACGAAAAGAGGCCUAAAAAUUGCUGUCUCGGCAGUAGCCAAGUCACCUUCGGUACCAUUGCUAUUCAAAAACGCAGCUCCUUGUAUAUUUUCAUUGGAUAAUUCUACAUUUUCUUCAAUUUUCUUGUCGUCAGAAACUGUUGCUGCAGAUUUAGGAUCUGAAUCAGAGGGAUAGGCGUGAAUGCUGUAGAGAAAUAGAGCUGCCACAAUAAAUACGUACUGGAAUAUAGAAAAUGUUUUCAGUAAAUGUACCUAUAAUAAAAACCUCACGUGACUUUGGGCUACUUUUGCACAAAAUAUCCCUUUUUACCCACAAGAAACAAUUAAUUGUUGGGAUAAAAAUGCAUACAAAAAAAAGGAAAAAGUUUUGGUCUCUAUUUUUAAGAUCUUCAUUGGGGCUAUGGAACAAAAAGUUAGCAGAGAAAACGUUUUCUACAUUAUCAAUAUCAGAAUAAUAUACUAUGAAUAUGAAAUUACCUCUUCCUAUAGGUACCGACAUUUUUUCCUUUUGGAGGUAUGCUUAAAUUUACAGAAUCAUAAAAUACUUAGAAACUUACUCGCUUCAUUUUCACACAAUAUUUCAAGCCACAGUUCUGCAAUAAUGUUUUAUUAUUUCUAUGUUCAAAUAAUUAUAGGCUUUCAUAAAAUAAAUAAGCCUUUUUCCGACUGACGAAUAAUAAGAAAUCAAUAAUUAAAUAUUAAUAUACACAUUUUAUACCUAAUAGAUAAACUAUACUGACCUUUUUCUGCAAAAAUAACGAUAACUUGAAUACCCAAUCAGAAUGUUAGAUUUAUGAAACAACAAAAACAAUAAAUGUAUGUAAGUAUUAUUUAUUUCGUUUCUCCACCAAUUUAGUUGUUUUUCUUUAAAAUCAAAAUGAAAAUACACACUUAAAAAGAACGAUAUUUUCAAUUAACAUAAAUUUACACGAGUACAAAAGUUCCAAAACCCAGCUAGAGAUAAUGUUAUAUAAACAAUUUCAUGCUUUUGCAAAAUUAUAAUUUUUAUUGAAAAAGAUUACUUUUGUCCUAGCGUCUUAAUUUCCCUCUUGCAAUUUUGAUAUAGCUUUCCUUAAUUCUUCAACAAGUUUAUAUAACUUUUCAAUUUUGUCUUCAUUGUAUUUAUUAUUAUAUUUCGCGUUGAUAUUAGUGAAAUAUGCAAUAGGAAUGUUGGUAUGUUGUGAAAUCCAUCUGAGAAACGGAGCAAUACUGAGCACAACAGCAGUGCGACUACAUUUGUUAACAGCCACAGCACACUCCGGUUUUAUUGUGAGCAAUCCUAUAACUUUACCAUUCACGCUCAAAGAAUUUCCAAUCCAAUUUGGAUAACUAUCAUGUGACAUUUUGAUACAGAUUUCCUGGUUUAGAAACAUUUCAUUUCCAAACAAAAAUCUGCAGGUAUCUUGGCUACUAAGUCGCACUGCUGCUACUAAUAAAUCUGUAUUUGCCGAAGCCUUCCAACCCGUAAGAUUAGCAUCAGCAUUUUCAUCCAGCGCCAUUUCAAUUUCCACUUUAGUCGCAAGCUUAGCUGUUCUCUCAUGUAUUAGUUGAGGUAACUUUAUCAAGGCUAUAUUAUUCAAAUAUCGAUUACCGUUAUUGUCGGUACGUAAAAAGUCUUGGUGAAUCUUUAUAUUUUGAGCUACGUAAACUUUCAUAGUUGGAUCACCGAUGCUGGUGGAGUACAUUGGAUUUUUGCGAUAGUCAAAGUAAACCGUCACUUGUGCUGACC